AUGUCUUCAAAUCAGCCCAAUGAGGGCCACAAGCAACCUCUGAAUGACCCCAUGGCUGGCUUCUUGGGAGAUGAAGACUCUAUACCCGAUGACACGGAUUAUUCCGAAUGUAGUGAUGAAUCAGAAGAGAGCAAUCCUGACCCAUGGAUUCCACACGACCCAUUUCUGUCGGAUGUGCGGCGAAUACAAUGGCCAAAGGUUCUGAUGCCUCCCAAAAACGCCAAGGAAGGCUGUUGGGAUCACGUUCGCUAUGCACCCGCUUGGACGGACCCAGACUGGGAAGACAAUGGCCCGGGGCGAGACGAUCUCGACUACCCCAUUAAAAACGGUCUCAUGAGUCAAGUUAGACCAGCAUUGCUUGCAAAAGAUCAGAUCCAGAACCCGACCCAGUAUGCCAAGAGAUUCGGCAUAUUUCCUGGUCGAGUUGACGGUCGUUCCAGGACAUCCCCAACUCGGGCCGAGAGCCGACAAGUAUUUCCCAGCGGAGAUGUCCGAACCGGAAAGCAAGUAUUCAUUCGGCUUGAGGAGUUGGCUGCUGAAAAGGGAUAUUCUCUGGACGACUUCAUGGCUCAAAAAGGAAUCGACACGAGCAAUAUGCGCGAAACUGACGAAGCAUGCAUUCGAGUGUAUGAAGAGCUACUGGUUGACGAAUAUUGGCAAGGAAUCAUCUUUGGAGAUUUAACAAUGGAUGAGCUGCGUGCUGAAGACUACUUCACUAUGGGCGAUGCCGAAUCGAAUCUGAAAGGACCAUUGCAUCCGUUGCUGGAUCGGUCCCGUUGGGUUAACACACGUUGGCUUGGGUUUGAGGAAACGGAACCCCGUACUGCAUAUAACAUUAAUGGCGAGCGAGGGGAGUAUGAUCCACGAAAGAAUGACAGGGUCUGGGACGCCAUGCAGCCAGCUCUCCAACUCGCCUCACGACUUCUCCGGGCAGACGAUCCCUUCCUCUCCGCCGUAAAGGACGUCACGAACAGGUUUCGUAUUGACGAUACGCUCGACCGGAGGCCAAUUGAAGAGAGGGAGGAGACCCCGAGAUUCCAGUUUCGGCGUUUUGUCGACAUGAAUGACCCCGAUUUAGUGCCAGCUGCCAAAAGGAUGCGACAAUAUCCCAAUUUCAACGCCUCGGCUUUCACCGAAGCUGCACUCGAGAGGUGCCUUCAGCUGAAUAUACGUAGCGGGCACUAUCACUUCGGUACUCGCUUUUUUGAGAACGCGCCCGCCGGCGUCACGGCGGGCUCAGCCUUGGAAGAUCCGAACGCGCCCAUCAGGAUAAGCAUAUGUGCGGAGCUGGUCUGGCCGCUCUUGGAACCAAAUUUCAGCACGAGCGAGAAACUGAUGGCGAGCUUUAUCCUUGCCACGACCAUUGUCCAUGAACUCAUGCACGGGUGGGGCAUCUCUCACUACAAGUGGCUAUACAGUCCAGACGCGUAUGGAAUCUCAGACCCAGUCCUCCAAGGCAUUUGCGAUGAACUACGCGAGGAACUGUAUCCUGGGGGGAAAUGGUCAAUGUCCAUGGAGCCGAGCUUCGAAGAAGAUUCCGUUUCAGAGCUUGGCCAUGCAUAUGAACAACAUGUUCUUGGCGGUGGUUCGUGGUCGUUGUCUUCCAACAUGAGCCUGCGGGCAGGCCCAUCCCUCCUAGGAGACUAUUCGGGGUUGGCUAUCCACGUUAACUGGCCCGAUGGAACGCCUGAUGCCAUGCUGCAUGUUCUUUCUGAGCCCAAGCCUCGUUCAGAACAGUAUGCCCAUUUCCUCCGAAUCAACGAUGUCCAGCAAUACUUUACCGAGGAGUUUUGGCAAAUCUCGGUCAAGAAGUACGGCAUGGCUGCGAUGAGGAAUCCCUCGAAGAAACCACACAAGAUUUUCUUCGCUCCCGAAACCUGUCGGACCAGCGCCGCACUCUUCCGUGAGAGCGGUCUGGGCCCAAGGGAAGUCCGGGAGUGGAUAGUCAACUACCUCUACACCCUCAACCAGCAGGGCAAAUCCACGCUCAACACAUAUCUACGGACGCUCGUUUCAGAAGCAUGUAAUUUUGGCCUGAUGACCAAGCGCUUUCUCAAAGACAAGAAAACACGAACUGCCACCGAGUGGCUCUGGCUAAAGACAACUAAAUUCGCCCUCAUGCUUGUCCUAGAGCUCAGAGGCCACGUGAUCGGGUUGUCGAACAGUUCAGAGGAGAAGAAACUCGCGAGCUUUAACAAGGAGUACUCGAGGUGGAUGCAACUGGCCACCUCGGCUGGCGCUUGGCCCGAUGAACGGUCUCAGAGGUGCCAUGGCGGCGUCUACACCUUUCGUCAGUCCGUCUCUAACAUUAGUAUAAACGACCACAACGACCGCAUCAUCCCAAAGUUGAUGGACCUGGUAAACUACCUCGAGGCUGAGCGUGAGCACCAAGAAAGUAUGCUAUGCGAGCUUUAUAAGCUUCCUUCACAGUUCUGGGUACACUACAAACGCGGGUUUGAAAGCCACUACAAGUUCUGGAAAGACCAGACAACUCUCAUCUUAAGGUCGCUGUCUACUAUCAUGCAAAUGGCGAACGACAUCCGCGCCUGCUUUCCGCCUUGGGAUGGCGAAUGGAGAGCGCGGUUGCAGUCUCUUGCAACGGCAUUCACCAACAUCCAAAGGCUCCUCGAGAUGGACAAUAAGAAAGUUGGCGAAAACUGGCACGAUCUGUUGGUGACGGUGCCCAUGCUUCGCAAAUGCCGGCGGCAGGCCCAUCAGCGGUUGUUUCCCUUUGCCAAGCAGGAGAUGCUGAACCUAACGGGUGAGGAUCUUGAGAAUCUGAAGGAGUUUAAGAAACAGCUCGAUAUCAUGGUGAACCUGGAAUCGUACAAGAUUGUUCUUCCGGAAACGGACGUGGAUGAACAGGGACUCAUGCAAAGGUGGGCUGGCCUGCUGGAUGAUGUGAUGGAGAAGAAAUCGAGCGGGUCAAAACUGGCGAGCGUAUUCGACACGCGGCCGGUGCAAGGCCUCGCUGGAAAGCUGAAGCAACAGGAGUUGGAAGCCGAGAAGAACAAAUGGGAUCGUGCAGCCGAGCAGGCAGCAAAAAACACCAAGAAGGCAAGGCAGAAGCAAAAAGGACCAACACUUCAACAAAGAGCCGAGUCUCAGGCGCUUCAAGUGCCACAAGUCACACCACAGAUCACGCAGCCAUACGUCCAAAGCGCUGCUGUCCCGUUUGGAGGCUUCCAGGCAGCGCAGUUCGGGCAGACAAGCCAGAUGUCCAGCUCAACACCAGGCCUCGGCACCACCAGCCACGGUUUUGGGCCCUACGCGUCUGGUUCUAGCUUAUUCCCGUCACAAAAAGAAGGAGAGAAGGCACCAUGGACAGCCAACAACCCGGCUGAUCAGGCCGCUCAGGUCAAUGAAGGGGAUAAAAGCAAACCAUAUAAGACACAGCCUAUUGGUAGCAUCAUGCCUCAUCCGUUUGCGAUCCGAUCGACUAUCACAAAAGACCUCUUGAACGUGGUAUCAGAAAAGCUCGAAUCUUCAGCUGUAGGUUCAUUUGAACAAGAUGGGCCUCGAGAGGGCGAGUCUAUUCUUGGGCGGCCUGGGCCUCAGGGAGAUGGAGAGCUCGGGAACAUGGACGACGCGUGGGAGCAGCAGGAUGUCGAGAUGGAGGGAGUGGAAUAUGACGAUGAAGGCCAGGAAGAGAAUGGUGAUGUGUUGGAUAAGUGGCUGCAGGGCGAAAAGAGAAACGAGGAAGAACAGGCCGCUGCCCGGGACCGCGAUGCGAACAAGGGUCACAAUGGCAUGAACUUCCCACCGGGUGCGGCAUUUGUCGCAAAGUUGAUGUGGGAUGACGACGACACUGUCUCGACGAGUUCGGUAGCUUCGAGCCCAGCGACUCAGGAGAGCAACGAUACCACGGCCGUUGAGUCGGAUGGUUCAAGCGGACUCGAGACGGACGGAGGCUCUGGGUUAGAUACGGAGGUUGCCGAUGUUAAGUCAGCAGGGUUGAAGAGAAAGCGGAGCUGUGUCGCUGCAGGUGAGACCAAAAGGGCUAAAUUGGACGGAAAUAAGAGAGAAGGCAAAACAUGGUGGAAAGUGGUAGCUGAAGCUUGGCGUUUGAGGUGA
Messenger RNA from Ilyonectria robusta, 4074 nucleotides. RefSeq lists its product as uncharacterized. The transcript is spliced from 6 exons. NCBI's taxonomy places the organism in Eukaryota, Fungi, Ascomycota, Sordariomycetes, Hypocreales, Nectriaceae. Bases 1 to 4074 code for a protein of 1357 amino acids. The record is from RefSeq and is a predicted model, not a curated record.